AUGAAGAUUCCUGUGUCAAAUGACACGCGUGAUUUGCUUUUGGCCACUGUCAGUGAGGACUCCACUGCCUCUCAGAUCCAUCAGUCUGUGAGUGCUCUCAGCGCUCUUGGGUUACCUCUGGCCUCACAGGAAGUGGUCAGUGCCCUGAAAGCUCGCAUCUCCAAAGAGGAUAAUGUCUUGGCAAUCAUUUUGGCACUGCUGACUGCGUCUCGUCUCUCUCAGCAAGCUGAGCUUGGAGAUAUCCUGGAGGAGAUUGAGGAUCUCGCUGCCCGUUUAGAUGAUCUGGGCGGAGUGUAUCUUCAGUUUGAGGAGGGGCUGGAGGCCACAGCAUUGUUUGUUUCUGCUGCGUAUUCCCUGUCCGAUCAUGUGGACAUGGAGCCCCCCCUGAAAGAGGAUCAGGUAAUCCAGCUAGUGAACUCCAUCUUCAGUAAGAAGUCUUGGGACUCUCUCUCAGAGGCAUUCAGUGUGGCUAGCGCGGCUGCAUCGCUUUCCAACAAUCACUUCCAUGUGCCUGUCAUUGUCAGUGCCCAGGGCCCUGCUGCUGUAUCCCACAGCCAUCCCUUCCUCCGGCUUCAGGUGACGGAUGUCCUUUGCCAGCCCCUCAGUUCAGCAAGUGUGCUGGCGGAGUCGGCCAGUGCUGUGUCCUCAAAAUCUGCCGUCCUAAGCCAGGCACUCUUCACCCUCAGAGAUGGAGUUUUUGAGCUGAAUUUCAUGGCCAGCCAACCAGCGAGUGGCUACUAUCAGUUCUCUGUUGCCAUUGCUGGUGACAGCCGAUUUGUUGCCAACCAUGUUGAGCUCAAAGUAAAGGUCUCUACCAGAGUUGCCAUCAACAACAUGGAUUUGUCUGUCGUGGACAAGGACCAGAGUAUUGGCCCCAAAACCACCAGAGUUGAAUAUCCAACUAAAGCCAAAGCAUCUUUUAUGGCAGAUGGCCAUCAAAACUUUGCCAUGACGUUCCAGUUAGUGGAUGAGACCACGGGAGUGGAACUCACCCCUCACCAGACCUUUGUGAGGUUACACAACCAGAAGACAGGUCAGGAGGUCGUGUUUGUGGCUGAACCUGACAGUAAGAAUUUGUAUAAGUUUGAGCUGGACACCGCUGAGAGAAAGACAGAGUUUGACUCCAUCUCUGGCACCUAUGCUCUUUACCUGAUGGUGGGAGACGCUACGCUGGAGAACCCCAUUUUGUGGAACGUGGCUGACGUUGUGCUGAAGUUCUUAGAUGAAGAGGCACCUGGAACAAUUCAGGCUAAAACUUUGUAUGUGCCCAAACCAGAAAUCCCGCAUCUUUUCAGAGAGCCAGAGAAGAAGCCACCCACAGCUGUAUCCAAUACAUUUACUGCCUUGGUCCUCUCUCCAUUUCUGCUCCUGCUUAUACUGUGGUUUAAACUAGGAGCCAAUAUCUCAAACUUCACACUGUCACCCAGCACUAUUCUCUUCCACAUAGGCCAUGCCGCUACGUUGGGUCUAAUGUACGUGUACUGGACUCACUUGAACAUGUUCCAGACUCUGAAGUAUUUGGCUAUCAUAGGCAGCCUCACAUUCCUGGCUGGGAACCGCAUGCUAGCACAAAAAGCUGUGAAAAGACUUGAUGGAAAAUGAUGCUGGUAAAAUCGAGAAGACCAUGGAUGUUUCAUAUUCAUGUUUUUUCUUUUUUAUGAAAUUUGGGAACAGAAGUAUUGGUGGUGGUUUAAAAGAGAAACAAAGAUGCAGGCCGGAAUGUUCUGGAAUUUUCAAAAAUACAAAUUGAAUUUGACAAUUAAGAAACAUGCAGUUUUCUUUUUUUGACAACAAAUCACUUUCAGAUGAAUACGUUGAGGAUAUGAUGAUUGUUGCUUGUACAUUGAAUUGUGUUUGGUAAUUCAAAUGAAAGUUUGUGAUAUUCUACUGCUGUUUCCUGUUUUUGGAAGGAUGUUCAUUUGAUUGUUUUUGAAUACAGAUUCCUGUCCUCAGAUUUUUGUAAUGAAUGGUGAAGUAUGUUCCUGUUUGAGGACUUUUUUUUUUUUUUUUACUUUGUCAUACCAUCAGAGCAAGAGGUUUUGUUUGUCAUCAACUGAACAGAAAUGUGGAAUCAUUCUUCCAGUCAUCACCACACAGAUGGCUAACACAAUGUUUUUUAAAAUAAAUAAAACGAUUAAAACA
Sinocyclocheilus rhinocerous is the source of this 2142-nucleotide messenger RNA. RefSeq names its product dolichyl-diphosphooligosaccharide--protein glycosyltransferase subunit 2. The record is from RefSeq and is a predicted model, not a curated record. Lineage: Eukaryota; Metazoa; Chordata; Actinopteri; Cypriniformes; Cyprinidae. Bases 1 to 1602 code for a protein of 533 amino acids. Gene Ontology annotation, biological process: protein N-linked glycosylation. Gene Ontology annotation, cellular component: oligosaccharyltransferase complex; membrane. The transcript is spliced from 15 exons.